Molecule: messenger RNA, 953 nt
Organism: Oryza brachyantha (malo sina)
Lineage: Eukaryota; Viridiplantae; Streptophyta; Magnoliopsida; Poales; Poaceae
Exons: 6
Coding region: 102-716 (204 amino acids)
Biological process (GO): protein folding; chaperone-mediated protein complex assembly
Cellular component (GO): cytosol; nucleus
Molecular function (GO): protein-folding chaperone binding; Hsp90 protein binding
Source: RefSeq, a predicted model, not a curated record
CCUCCCAUUCUCCCGAAAGGAAAAAACCUCGCAAAACCCUCGCCCCCCACCACCACCCCCCGCCGCCGCCGCCGCCGCUUCCACUACCGGUAAACGGCAGCAUGAGUCGGCACCCUGAAGUGAAGUGGGCUCAAAGGAUUGACAAAGUUUACAUCACUGUACAACUAGCUGAUGCUAAGAAUGCCAAGGUCAAUCUGGAACCAGAAGGUGUAUUCUCUUUCUCUGCUACAGCUGGAACUGAUGGAAACUUGUAUGAAUCAAAGCUAGAGUUGAACGACAAAGUAAAUGUCGAGGAGAGCAAAAUAAGUGUAGGAGUCAGGUCCAUAUUUUGUAUUGUAGAAAAAGCUGAGGCCAAAUGGUGGAAGAAGCUUGUUCGAGAUGAUCAAAAGGCACCACACUUCGUGAAAGUUGAUUGGGACAAGUGGGUUGAUGAAGAUGAUGAUGGUGCUGAUGUUAAUGUCGAUGGCAUGGACUUUUCGAAUUUCGGUGGAAUGGGUGGAAUGGGCGAUAUGAUGGGCGGCAUGGGUGGUAUGGGUGGCAUGGGUGAUAUGAUGGGUGGUAUGGGCGGCAUGGGUGGUAUGGGCGGUAUGGGUGGCAUGGAUGAGUUUGAGGAUGAGAGUGACGAUGAAGAAGAGGUGUCAAAACCUCAGGACGCCGAGAAGGCUGCAGAAGCCGGAAAGUCCCAGGAGUCGGACGCUAAAGCCGAGACAAGUUAAAAGCAACAGAAGGCAUCCUACAUAAUUCCUUCCUCUUUUGCAUCCCGUGUUUUAUGAAUCUGCUGAACUGAAGGACACAUUUUACGUUAUGACGGUAGGGAUGGGUGCUCCCUUGUAGACUGAAACUAUGAAACUGGAGCUCCAACUGAGCAUGCAAACCAUUCUUGGAUUGUUUUCUUAAUGCGCUUUGAUGCUUCAUUGCUCUCCAAUCUUUAUAUCGAGCUGUGGAUCUGCUUU